Messenger RNA from Cuscuta epithymum, 752 nucleotides. NCBI's taxonomy places the organism in Eukaryota, Viridiplantae, Streptophyta, Magnoliopsida, Solanales, Convolvulaceae. The record is from the annotation of a GenBank genome assembly.
AUUGAACCUGGACACCCCAAAUCCGGGUUUAUAAAACCGCUUCUUCCUCAUUCAGACUUUCACAGUUGAACCCAUUUCGUCUCUUUGUCCCCGAUUUCCACACACAAAUCGCUUCCGUUUUUCUCUCCGGAAUCAAAUUCAAUCCAAUACUCAAUUGAUGGCUCCGACACUAGCGUUGCGCCGCCGGGAAUCGACGCCGGAGAUGACGGAGGAGCUGAGAAAGAGGUACGAGGAGAUGGAGAAGGAGUUGAAGAGUAGCCGGGAACGAGAGGAGAAGAUGAGGAGAGAGUUAGAGAGGACGUGGCAGAGGUUGAGGGUGGCGGAGGAGGCGGAGGAGCGGCUGAGCUCUCAGCUCGAUCGGCGAGCUGGAAGCGGAGGCGGUGGACCAGGCGCGUGCGUACAGGGCGCGUGUUAUGUCGUUGAUGGAUCAGCUUUCUGCUGCUACCAAGCUAAUCCCUCCCGCGCCUUCGGUUCACCUUAAUUGUUAGAUCAUUAGGGUGUGAUUAAUUAAUUGAUUUCUAAUCUGUAAUCUUGUAGUGUAAUAAAAAUACAAAAUUUAUAUGUAUAUGCAGUAAUCUUGGUGUAAUCUGCUCCAUCUCUUAUUUCAUCUCAUCCAAACUGGGUUGAACAUACAUUCCAAUAUUCCAUGGUUAUUGGAGAUGUGGACUAGAUGGUGAUGAAACUUUUUAAGAUAUAAAAUAUUAUGGAUUCAUAUGGUUUAUAUUUGAUCUUACAACCAAUGUCAUCAAUUA